Molecule: messenger RNA, 977 nt
Organism: Rhagoletis pomonella (apple maggot)
Lineage: Eukaryota; Metazoa; Arthropoda; Insecta; Diptera; Tephritidae
Product: ankyrin repeat domain-containing protein 39-like
Exons: 3
Coding region: 266-655 (129 amino acids)
Molecular function (GO): protein binding
Source: RefSeq, a predicted model, not a curated record
AAAAGUGUCAAACAACGAAUUGAGUGGGAAUCGGCAGGCAGACCCAGAAUAGAAAAAAUAGUAAAUUAAUUGAAAAAUCGGAAGUAUUUGCAAGCGAAUUCGCACACUUUAUUAAAAAUUUCGCUCAUCAGCCAUUGGCUAAUUAAAAGGGAACAUCCAGAAACUGGCAAACAGCAAGCACGAAUGCGAUAAAAAGCUCCAUGCCAUAAAAACUAUCUACAACGAGCCGGAGCGCGUACGUAAUUUCAUUAGUCGCGGCAAAUCAAUGGACCGCGAUGACUUCGACUACACAGCGCUUCAUUACGCAGCGCGCAAUGGCAAUUUAGAAAUAUGCAAAAUGCUAAUCGAAGAUGGCAAGGUCGAUGUGGAUGCUGUUACAAAAGCAGGUGCUACGGCACUACAUCGCGCUGCUAUGAUGGGUAAUUUAAAUGUAGUCAAAUUAUUGGUGGGCGCCAAGGCCAAACUCCAAUUGCAAGAUGAAUAUGGUCAGACAGCACUUCAUCGGGCCGCUAUACGUGGUCACUUGGAAGUUUGCAAAUUUCUGCUCGAAAUGGAUCCAAAAUUGAAGGAAAUUAAGGAUAAGAAAGACAAAAUUGCAUACGAGUAUAUAAUGGAGAACGCCAAUGAUGAUUUCAAAAUAUUACUUAAGCCUUAAAGUCAAAACGCAAACGAAACCGCUAAAAUUUAAAAAUCAAGUUGCAUAUACUACAUAUACCAUGAAGUAGCAAAAAUAGAAAUGCUAUCACAAAAUAUCUAAAAGCUGCAUUUUUACACCAAAACACUAAGUAAGCGUACGUACAUCACAUUCAUGGAUUCAAUUGCGUGCACAUCUACUUAUUUUCAAAUAUAAAUACAUACAUACAUAUUUGCAGUCUACACAUUCUUCAGCACUUUUCUACACAGUGCGUACCUUGCCUUAUAUAUUUUUGCGCAACUAUCAUUGGAAUAAAUAUUCGGACAAUUGGAUGUUUCAAAUU